Neofelis nebulosa (Clouded leopard) is the source of this 559-nucleotide messenger RNA. RefSeq names its product suppressor of SWI4 1 homolog. The record is from RefSeq and is a predicted model, not a curated record. The transcript has a single exon. NCBI's taxonomy places the organism in Eukaryota, Metazoa, Chordata, Mammalia, Carnivora, Felidae. Bases 167 to 505 code for a protein of 112 amino acids.
GGAGUGUCUCUGCUCUGCCCGGUGAGUCACUGAGCCGCUCACCGCGGCCUGUCUAUAGGUUCCAAAGAAAAACUCUCUGAAUAAUUUUGUGGCAGUAGUUGGGCCCCUCAGAGUCACCCACUUCCUAAUCUUGAGUUAAACGGGGAGCAAUAUUUACUUUAAGCCCAUGCAGCUUCCACAAAGCCUCACCUUGACUUUCCGAAUCAACAAGUACGCGGUGGUUGGUGAUGUCUCCUCGCCGCCGCAGUGGCGCCGCAUGCAUGAGCAGCUGUUUGCCCGCCUGUCCCUCCUGGUGCUCAACAGUUUUGGCCUCCAGGGCAUGCGCCUGAAGCUCAUGGCCACCAUGUGCCAGAGUCGGUUCCCCUGCAUGAGCGUGUACUACGGGAACUACAACACCAUGAAGCACCGCCUUCUCAUCAGCUGCAACUCCACUCCCGGGAGCUGGAUUUCCACCUUCAUAGCGUCAAAGUCCUUCCUGUGGGUACAAGUCGUGGGAUGGUUAUGAAGGGUCCCCAGCAUGAGCCACCCGCAGGACAUGGGUGAUCUGCUGGCCACAGGC